UGCUCCAGCAAUGGCGGCGCCCAUGGGGCGGUUGCCUCUGUUGCUUCCAUGCCGGGGAUGGCGCUUUCUCCGCCGGGCUGAGGCAAAGCUGCGGGCCCGAUUCAGCUCCACGGAGGCCGCCGCAGCUGCUCCGAGCGACCAUCAGGCCCCGGGCAACGAGGCGGUGGCAGCGGAUACUGAAAUUGGCUCCAGAAAGAAGACAUUCAGUGAAGUACUAGCAGAAAGACAAGAGGAAGCACAAAGGACAGUAUUAAUUAACUGCCCAUCCAAAAUCAGUGAGAAAAAAUUUCUCAAAUACUUGUCAUCUCAUGGAAACAUUAAGAAUCACUACUUUUAUGAAAGUUAUGGUACAUAUGCAGUCAUAGAAUUUUCUGAGAUGGACAGUAUAGCUUCACUGCAGGAUGCCACUGGAACCCCACAGUUUGUGGAUGAAUGCCCUGUUCCGUUUAAAUCUAGAAUGUUUACCUUGACACUGAAAAAUCCACCAAGCCAAGCUUCUGAACACACACUGAUUUACUGUCAUAAACAAACUACCAUUCCAGUUCAAGAGCUGGUGAAGAAACUUUGCAACGCUGACAGCGUGAGUGACCAGUUGCAGAUGCUCACAAAGAAUUACCAGCUGACAGAAGAAAACACUAAGCUCCGGUUUUUGGCUUGUUCUUUAAUUCAAGACAUUGCAGGUGCUUAUUUUCCGGACUGCACCGUGAAGCCCUUUGGCUCGUCUGUGAACUCCUUUGGUAAACUGGGAUGUGACUUAGACAUGUUUUUGGACCUGGAUGAAAUCAGGAAAAAUACCACUGGAAGGAAAACAGGUCCCUUUCACAUAGAGUAUCAAAUGAAGAGAGUACCAUCUCAACGGAUAGCAACGCAGAGGAUCCUUUACGUGAUUGGUGAAUUUAUCGAUCACUUCGGCCCGGGGUGUGUUAGUGUGCAAAAGAUACUUAACGCUCGCUGUCCGUUGGUGAGAUUUUCCCAUCAGCCUUCGGGAUUUCAGUGCGACUUGACAGCUAACAAUAGAAUUGCCAUGAGAAGUUCAGAACUCCUUUAUAUCUACGGCAACCUCGACCCCCGUGUGAGAGCUCUCGUGUUCAGCGUGCGGUGCUGGGCGCGCACCCACGGCAUCACCAGUAGCAUCCCCGGGGCCUGGAUUACCAAUUUCUCUCUCACAAUGAUGGUCUUGUUUUUCCUUCAAAAGAGAAAGCCUCCCAUUGUUCCAACCUUGGAUCAACUGAAGGCGCUGGCCGAUGCAAAAGACAAGCAAAUAAUUGAAGGUUUUGACUGUACCUUUGUUAGUAACUUGAACAAAAUUAAGCCCACGGAAAACACGGAAACGUUGGAUGUCCUACUGGGUGACUUCUUUGAAUACUUUGGGAAUUUUGCUUUCAAUAAAUAUUCGCUGAAUAUCCGGAAGGGGAAAGAGCAAAACAAGCCAGAAGCGUCUUCUCUCCAUAUACAGAAUCCUUUCGAACAAAACCUUAAUAUCAGCAAGAACGUCAACGCAACGCAGCUCGAAAAGUUUGUCCAUUUGGCCCGAGAGAGCGCCUGGCUUUUGCAGCAGGAGGGGAAAGACCAAUCGUCAAGCCGUUCUCAGCCCUGGGGGCUGGCAGCCCUGCUUCAGUCGUCCACAGCCACGAAUGCCAGCAAGAGUGCCAGAAGGAAGAGGGGGCCAGCCAGUGAGAGAAUCAAAGGCUUGCUGGAUUCUUUGAAGAUUAAUGGCACCAUUCAGAAAAAACUCUUUGGUACUCAGGUGCGGUCGUUGUAACAGCAUCCUUGAAGCCCACGGAAGUGACGGGCUGGCUCAACAUCUCUCGGGUAGCCUGGCUUCUGCCUGGCAUGAGGUGGAGUAGUAGAGCAGCCUUCAGGCCUUCUCCAACUGGGCAGGUCAAUGUGUUGGUCUCACUGCCUACUUUGAAUUUUCAAUUCGCUCUUUGGGAUGGGAAAAUAUCCAGAUUUUUAUGGAUGAGUUUAUAUUUGGUAUAAGCCAGAAAGGAAGGAAUGAUGGAUCCAAGGAAGGAAGGAAACUAGGAAUAUUAUCGGUUAACUAAGAGGAACAUAAUGCACGCCAACGUCCUUACAGCCACUGAUGAGCUGAAACCAUUUUAAUUUGUUUCUGUAACUCUUUUCCACAUCCAUAAAAUAUUGCAAGGUGAAAUGAAGUGAGCAAAGCGGAGUAGUUUCAUGUAGUACUGCUGUCAUGAAACAUCCCAGUAGUUUAAUUGUACAAGAAAUGGUUUCUCUAGUUUCAGAAUGAGAAUGAAUAUUACAAGCCACGUUUUCGUUUCUGCCUCCAGGCUUCCAGGAAAGGAGUGUGUGUGUGUGUGUGUGUGUGUGUGUGUGUGUUUUAAAGAUAACGUUACCUUGCUGAUCGUGGCACACCUGUAUUUUGAGAUCUUAAUUUAAUUACACUUUGAAAAAGAUUUGGGAAGUUUGAAAUAAUAACAGUGGCAGUCUGUAUUAUUGACACUACCUGGAAUUAAUUCAAAGCCUUUAAUGUAGGUUAUGACCAAGCUUCCUGUGCGAUCGUGGUCUUUUCAACUCUGGUGAUCCAGGAACUCCUUACAGGUGCUGGAACCCAACCUGCAACACACACGCAUCCUGCAAAUGAAAGAGCUUCUCUAUUGAUGUCAGUGUUACAGGCCAGAGCAGAUCCAAGAACAUACCACUGGGUUUGUUACUGUACCUGUGCAAAAAACGUCAUGUUUUUGUACCCUUUGGGGUUUUGUUUGGCUUCCUAUUUUUGUACGUAGCGUGCAAACAGUAGCUCAGUGCCAUCCUUAAUUCUGAUGCUACCCUCUCCAGUGCCAUAUUCCUUCCUUUUCCUUUGGAGACCUGUCACUUUGCCUUUCGCUGUUCGAGUAGGAAGCCGUCGCAGGGUAACGGAGAGAUUCAUUUCAUUCUUGCCAGCCUGAAAUAAAUGGAGGGAUGACUGCUUGGCCUUUCAGACUGUAGUAGGCAGCUUGUCAAACAAAUGAUGGCAAAUUCCUUUGUGUGAAAUAGUACAUAAAAUAUAAUUUUAACUCCUUUUCUAAAACAAGUGCCUGGUAUUUCUUUGAACAUGUCACAGGCUUCUUAUUUUAAUCCUGCAACACUUAAACCAAACAGCACGUGGCAACACAGUCUAGUGUGCAAUGCCGAUCACAUGGUCUUCAUGUCCUCAGGUUCAGAGUUAUCCUGCUCUGUUUCCCAAACCUGUGUACGAUUGUAUAGGUGCUGUAGGGUGGACUUCUCCUCGACCUAUGCAGAGGACGGGGUGCUGGCACUCUUCGUACAGAGCAGCCGUCCCCAACCCAGGUCCUUAUAGAAGUUGUUGAGCUCCAACUCCCAUCAGCCCCAGUCAGCAUGGCCCAUAUCAGUUAUGAUGGAAGUUGUAGUCCAAAA
Molecule: messenger RNA, 3378 nt
Organism: Elgaria multicarinata webbii
Lineage: Eukaryota; Metazoa; Chordata; Lepidosauria; Squamata; Anguidae
Gene: MTPAP
Product: mitochondrial poly(A) polymerase
Exons: 9
Coding region: 11-1762 (583 amino acids)
Cellular component (GO): mitochondrion
Molecular function (GO): poly(A) RNA polymerase activity
Source: RefSeq, a predicted model, not a curated record